AUGCGACUCCUUAGGCAAGCCUUGGAGCUACGAGCGUCCAAGGCGGAGGAGCAACUGGGGAAGCUGAAAGAAGAGCUGGAAGCGGAGGAGGAGAGGAGGAUAGUGGCGGAAGAAGCUAGGGACGAGGCGGAGGAGGGGCGGCGGGUGGCUGAGGAGGGGAUGGAAGCAAUGGUGGAUGCAAAGAGGCAGACGGUGAAGAACCUGACGGAGAGUUUGCUGGCUUCGGAGGAGCAGAGAAAAAGGCUCGUUGCUGUGCUGCGAUCGGUGAAUGGAGACCAAAACCAGUCAGUAUGGGGCACCAUCAUGUCAUUUUUCGAUGCCAACAAGGCUUGA
Closterium sp. Naga37s-1 is the source of this 333-nucleotide messenger RNA. The record is from the annotation of a GenBank genome assembly. NCBI's taxonomy places the organism in Eukaryota, Viridiplantae, Streptophyta, Zygnematophyceae, Desmidiales, Closteriaceae.